AUAAAAAUUUAAUUAACAUAAAGAGCACAAAAAAUUAAUAUUUACAUUUUUUAUAAAUUGUACAUUUAAAUUUACAAUGAGAUAUUUCCAAAAUAUCGACUAGAAGUUUUUAGUCGAUAUUUAACAAUUUUUAGUGCAUGUUAACUAUUUCAUAAAUUAGUUAGAUAUCUUAAACUUUUAUUAAAUAAAUGUGUUAAUCAUAUGUGAUAAGUAAUUUUAUACUUUAAACAGUUAUAAUAAGCAACAGUUAUAUACUAACAUUUUUACGAUGCUUAUAUACUUCAAUUUAAUUAUUACUUUUAAUAUAUAAUGUUAAUUAAAAAUAAAAUAUAAUCAUGCAUAGCAUGGACAAUAAAAUUUAUAUAUUCUCUGUGAUAUACACAAUUGAAUUUCAAAUAAUUCUAUAAAUAAAUAUUAAUAAAAAUAAAAAUAAAUAUACAUAUAUAAUUUUUAGUCUAUAUAUGUUUGCAAAUAUAUCAAAAAAACGUUGAAUAUAUAUAUAUAUAUAUAUAUAUAUAUAUAUAUAUAUAUAUAUAUAUAUAUAUAUAUAUAUAUAUAUAUGUUUGUAAACAUAUAAAAAAAUCAAAAUAUAUGUUUGUAACGUUUUAGGCAAGCACAUAGACUAUAAAUAUUUGUAGAAUAUUUUUGUGACCAAAUAUACAUGUUUUACGAAGUUAGAGUAUUUUAAAUAUUUUUUAACUGAAAUUUCCUAAAUUUUCGCAAAAAUCAAGUUUUCUUAUCGGUAGAAACUAGAAAGCACUUUUUACACUGCGUAGAACGAUGAAAAAAAUCUAAUAAGCAAAUUCUACCUCAUGUAACAUCAAAUUAAUGUCUAGAUUUCAAUACGUAAUAAAAGUAGAAGUUGCAUUCGACAAAAAUGUAGUUAUCUUUACAAUUAGUAUAAUUCACAUUCUCCCUAUUUAGAAUUUUAAGUAAUAGUAGAUUAUUCGUUCUAAAAAAAAUAGACGAACUUGUUUAAUCUGGAAUUCACUUUCAAUUUAUAAUUUUAUAUAGUUUAAGAAUUUUGAAAUCUUUCCUCAAAUAGUAUAAAUAUGAAAAAUUAUAAUUAUAUUUUACUAUUUUUAAAAUGUUAAAUUUCCAAAAGUGAUUAUUUCAAUAUAAAAUAGAAUUCAGCAUCAAAUAAGGCAAACUAAUAAAUAAAUCAUUAAAACGAAAAUGACUCAAUAUAUAUAUAUAUAUAUACUAAAUACUUGGAAAUUUAACAAAAAAGUAACUUAAAUAAAAUAAAAUAUACAGAAUACAGGAUUUUUAACUUGCAAAAACACAAAAUAAAAUAUACUAUUCAAAAUAAAAUUUCAAAAAGUGUAUUUUCAAAAUAAAUUAGAAAUUAAAAUCAAAUGUAUAUUCUUUUAUAAUAUCCAAAUCAAAGAAAUAUAGGGUUAGAAGUGAAUGAAGAAUAACAAUGAAUGAAAACGAAAAACAUCCGCGAUGGAAAUUAAAUCAUACAAGUUGAAGACAAAAUCCGAUAGAAAAAAAAUGUAUCACACCAGAAAAUACCAAAUAUACUAGAAAAUAAUUCCAAACUACAUGAUCAGUUAUUCUAAUCAUUAGUCUGAUUCACCUAAUAUAACAUAUAAAAUUUAAGAAGUUCUUUGUUGAGUUUUGUCGAAGAAAAUAUUUAGAGAACAAUGUUUAUAACAUAAAUUAAAAAUAAAGAGCCUAAGAAAGCAUGUCAUAUAAGUUAGUUAAGAUUUUAAAUAAAAUUUAUAACAAAGACUAACAAUAAUUAGCAUGAAAGAUAACAUAAAAGAAUAAUAGAAGAAACAAUCAAUAUGAAUUAUCAAUAUAAAUAUACUAUCUAAGUAUUAUAAUCAACAAACUAAAAACAUAAAAAAUUACAAAUUUUGAACAUUUAGAAAAAAGUCUCAUGAUUACAAUUAAUACGCUAUCUAACACUUUUGUUAUCUUAUCGUCAGCAUUUAGCAACUAGAAAAAAAUUAUCAAAAUUAUGUAAUAGAUUUCAAAAGAUCUUAAAAAUAUUCAUGUAAACUCCAAAACAAAUAAAUAUUAACUAUUAUGCCAAAAAAUAAAUUAUAAUAUCAUGUAAUACAUUAUAAAAUCAUACAAUUUUAACUACAAUACAAAUAAUUUACUGAAUCAAGUAGAAGAUAAAUCUAAUGCUUUAGAUUCUCAAUAUUAUUAAUUCAAUAAAUAAAAAUGUUAUAUAACAUUAUUUAAAUUCAUUAUAUUUACUUUACUUUUUAUAUUAUCUUAGAAAUUCUAUUUAAUAUUAACUAAAGUUCAUCAAAAUAUUUAUAGUGAUUAAAUUUUAAAUCUAAAUAUUAUAUUAUCACACAUAUAUAUAACAAUUACACAUUAAUUGUAAAGUUUUUCUGAUUAUAAAGCAAAAUUAGAUACUAUGCAGAGGGGGUCCUUAUGCAGAUAACUCAAUCGUUUAUGUUAUUCAAAUUAAAUAUAUGUAAAAAAUGUAUGAUAAAAUAUUAUAAUGUAUUAACAGUUUACAUGCAUCAAGCAAUUUAUAUAAUAUUUAAAAAAAAAACAAGUUAGUUUAAAAAAAUUAGGAAUAUGUUUAUAAACAUAAUUAUUACAUUUAUAAAUACAAAUAACUAAAUAGUUGAUAAGAUGGUAUAGUUAUACAUAAACAUAAAUAAUAAAAUCCGCAAAUCAUAUUUCAAAAAAAAGAAAUUAUAUAAAUAAAUUAAAUAAUUAGUUUAAAAGUUAUUAUAAAACUAGUCGCGGAUAAAAUCCAGUAAUUACCAAAACUGGACUGGAUUUAACUACUUUCCAAAUCAUGUAAGGGCUUAGUUGAGUUUUUAAAUCUAAGCUCUAUUUAGGAAAGUAUCGAUCCUAACAAAUUAAUACAUUAACAAAUGUAAUCUAGUAAAAUAUACGAAAAUAUUCAUCUAUUUCUUAUAUUUUGAAAUAUUUCCUGAAAUCGUAUAAUAAAGGCCUGAUGACGUGACAGCACACGCAUCUAGAUUAUUAACCGUCCGAUUAUAAAUAUACGAUCGAUACAUCCAAAGCUCAAACAGUGAAAGCGUUUAGGGCACGACGGGUACAUGAUAUAAACAUACACACUCGAGGACGAUAACAAGAAAAAGAUUCUCUCUCUCGCAACAAGAAGCUCAAUGGCUCCGACGAUAAGAACCGUCGCAACUUACAACACUCACCAAGAACACACCGUUGAUUUCUUCGGAAACGAGUUCACCGUCACCGUAACUCGCUCUUCCUCCGUCAUCACCCGAUGGAUCAACAACGUCCAAUACUACAACCGCUACUCCUCUCACCCUCUCGUCAUCGGAGUCGGCGUUCAGUGGACACCGAUUUAUCUAUGUGAUAACUGUUACUACGCCGAUCCUUACUACAACGCAGACCCGGAGGCAGACACUCUCCAGCUAUGCGUGGGCACACGGUGCCUCGUCAUCCAGCUGUCUCACUGCGACGAUGUCCCCGACGAGCUACGCAGUUUUCUCACGGAUCCGCGAACGUUUUACGUCGGUUUCUGGAACGGUCAAGACGCGGGGAAGCUGGCGAGGUCGAGACAUGGGCUUGAGAUCGAGGAGCUUCUUGAUUUGAGGAACUAUGUUCAAGAUUCGGUAGGGUUUGGGAUGAGUCGGUGUUCGUUUGAGGAGAUGGUUGAGGAGUGUAUGGGGUAUCGAGGGGUGAGGCUUGAUCGUGGGAUUAGCAUGAGUGAUUGGAGUGCGUAUGAGCUUGACCAUGAGCAGAUUCUUCAGGCUUCGGUGGAUGCUUAUGUUUGCUUUAAGCUUGGUGUCUUGGUUCGUCUAUGGGAGUACUAUGACUAGAUGUUUAUGUUUUCUUUCAGCUUGGUGUUGUUUUGGUUUUGUCUAUGGUUUCAUAUAACAAUGUUUGCAAUGAUCCUUGUGGAUGCUAAAUUGCUAACGCAAUGUGAUUUAUUAGAGAUUGUUUUAAAAAUGGUUUUGUCAACUAACUUCAAAUAUAAUAUGGUAGAUAGAAUGUGUUAAUAUUAUUAACGAAGAAAUCGUUUUUGAGUA
Molecule: messenger RNA, 3995 nt
Organism: Brassica rapa (field mustard)
Lineage: Eukaryota; Viridiplantae; Streptophyta; Magnoliopsida; Brassicales; Brassicaceae
Biological process (GO): nucleobase-containing compound metabolic process
Cellular component (GO): cytoplasm; nucleus
Molecular function (GO): nucleic acid binding; 3'-5' exonuclease activity
Source: RefSeq, a predicted model, not a curated record